Molecule: messenger RNA, 441 nt
Organism: Penicillium manginii
Lineage: Eukaryota; Fungi; Ascomycota; Eurotiomycetes; Eurotiales; Aspergillaceae
Product: 60S ribosomal protein eL14
Exons: 3
Coding region: 1-441 (146 amino acids)
Biological process (GO): translation; ribosomal large subunit biogenesis
Cellular component (GO): cytosolic large ribosomal subunit; ribosome
Molecular function (GO): RNA binding; structural constituent of ribosome
Source: RefSeq, a predicted model, not a curated record
AUGGCCGAUAUCGAGAUUACCCUCGCUUCUUGGAAGCUGGUCGAGGUUGGCCGCCUCGUCCUGAUCCGCCGCGGCCCCUUCGCUGGCAAGCUCGCUGCCAUCGUUGAGAUUGUCGACCACCGCCGUGUCCUGGUCGACGGUCCCUCCGGUGAGGCCCAGAAGAUCGUGCCCCGUCACGUCCCUCCCCUCGCUCACGCCACUCUCACUCCCUUCACCAUCCCCCAACUUCCCCGCGCUGCCGGUACUGGCCCCGUCAAGAAGCUGUGGGCCAAGAACGAGAUCGAUGGCAAGUGGGCCAAGAGCUCCUUCGCCCAGAAGACCGACAAGGCUGAGCGCCGCAAGAACCUGACCGACUUUGAGCGCUUCAAGGUUCUGCGUCUGCGCAAGCAGGCCCGCUACGAGGUCCAGAAGUCCCACGCCAAGGUCCGGGCUGCCCAAUAG